Molecule: messenger RNA, 1167 nt
Organism: Corylus avellana
Lineage: Eukaryota; Viridiplantae; Streptophyta; Magnoliopsida; Fagales; Betulaceae
Source: RefSeq, a predicted model, not a curated record
CUCUUUCUUUCUCACUGCCUUGCAGUUUCCUCUGUAACCUCUCAAUCUCUCUCUCUCCCUCUCUCUCUCUCUCUGGAACGCCAUUGGCAAAAGCUACAGCCAACAGACAUAUCGCGGAACAAUCUCUAGUAUUUCUCAAUAUAAGGUUACCAAAUAUGGCCUUCACCUCGGGGGCAGCUCAAUUUACUGGAGACCAUGCCUCAUGAACCAGAAUUUAGGUUGAACCAAAGGAGUGCAUAUUCUCUGCAGCAGAUAAAUGGACAUAGGGCAGUACUUUGAGGAGGCCAUGGCUCAAAAUGAUUCCUUUGGAGAAGAUAAGUCUUCCCUAGAGAAGUGGAAUGCAAUCCCAGAUUCUGAAAACAGCACCUCAGGUGGCUUUGACUGCAACAUCUGUCUAGAGACUGUGCAAGAACCAGUGGUUACCCUCUGCGGUCACCUCUACUGCUGGCCCUGCUUGUACAAAUGGCUUCAUUUCCAGAGCUCAUCUGCUGAAAAUGAAGACCAGCAACAGCAGCAGUGUCCCGUAUGCAAAGCUGAAAUUUCUCAAGCUUCCCUUGUCCCACUCUAUGGCAAGGGCCAAACCACAAAGCCUUCUAAAGGCAAGGCUCCCCAUCUUGGUAUGGUCAUUCCUCGAAGACCUCCUGGUCCUGCUUGUGGGGUUGACAACACAGCAAACGCAUACCAAACUCAGCAACUCUAUGGUGGCAAUUAUUCAUCAUAUCAAUCACGGCAAUACCACCCGAACCCAGGCAGUUAUGGUACCACCUCGUCAACUCUUACUCCCGGUAGUGCAACGACAAACAUGUUCGAUCCAACAAUCGGUGUAUUUGGAGAAAUGGUUUACGCAAGGGUGUUUGGAAACACCAUUACAAACUUAUAUACGUAUCCGAACUCGUACCACCUUGCAGGGAGCACUAGCCGAAGAGUCCGAAGGCACGUAAUGCAGGCGGAUAAGUCGCUCAGCAGAAUCUGUUUUUUCCUCUUCUGUUGUGCAAUUUUGUGUCUUCUUUCCUUCUGAACAUCUCUUUCUUUAUACCUGUAAAAAUUAUGAGUAUAAGCACAUUCAGCCGGAUCUAUGUACUACAUGUUAGAGAUGUCGUGCAUUCCCAGAGCUGGGAUUAUUAUAUAUGUAAUUACCAGUGCGUUAUAAUAUACUUCUGUGGAGCA